Molecule: messenger RNA, 436 nt
Organism: Monopterus albus (swamp eel)
Lineage: Eukaryota; Metazoa; Chordata; Actinopteri; Synbranchiformes; Synbranchidae
Product: tyrosine-protein kinase JAK2-like
Exons: 3
Coding region: 83-421 (112 amino acids)
Biological process (GO): cytokine-mediated signaling pathway; cell differentiation; intracellular signal transduction
Cellular component (GO): cytosol
Molecular function (GO): growth hormone receptor binding; non-membrane spanning protein tyrosine kinase activity
Source: RefSeq, a predicted model, not a curated record
AUCCAACCUGCUGGUGUGCAGAUAUAAUCAGGGGGCAGAGGUUUGUCUGUCUCCCUCGCUUCACAAACAAAACAUCAGCCAGAUGGUCUUCCACAAAAUCCGAAAAGAGGAUCUUGUCAUCAAUGAGAGUCUGGGCCAAGGAACUUUCACUAAGAUCUUCUGUGGUGUGAGGAAGGAGCUGGGAGACUACGGAGAGAUCCACCAGAUAGAUGUGGUUAUCAAGAUCCUGGACAAGGCUCACUCCAACUACUCAGAGUCAUUCUUUGAAGCAGCCAGUAUGAUGAGCCAGCUCUCCCAUAAGCACUUAUUGCUCAACUACGGUGUGUGCGUUUGUGGUGAUGAGAGUAAGUCUACAACAAACACACUAACACACUACUGGGCAGAGAUAAUUACAAAGGAAGGAGUAAUUGUGGAAAAUUAAGAAGAUGUGUGAUAA